CCUGGGCCAGCAGGGCAGAAAGAUGGGGCACUCACCAGACUCCCCCAGUGUCCCAGCCCCAGCUGGGACCACAGCUCUACCCGGGCUCAUUCCAGACCUCAUCACCGGGACCCCGUGGCCCAACUGGGCUGUCACUGCUGGCGCCUUUGCCUCGGGUGUCCUCCUCAUCUCGGGCCUCCUCUGUGCUGUCUGCUGCUGCUGCCGCUGCCACAGGAAGAAGCCCAGAGACAAGGAGGCCAUGGGCCUGGGCAGUGCCCGGGGCACCACCACCACCUGCCUGGUGCAGCUGGAUGUGGAGAGCCUGCAAUCCAGCCCUGCGGCCGCUCAGCAAUGGGGGUACCUGCAGCUCUCCCUGGAGUAAGACUUUGGAAGGCAGGAGAUCAGGGUGGGCCUGAAGCAGGCAGCCGACCUGAGGCCCGGGGGCACUGUAGACCCCUAUGCCCGGCUCAGCGUCUCCACCCAGGCUGGGCACAGGCACGAGACAAAGGUGCACCGAGGCAUGCUCUGCCCCAUGUUUGAUGAGACCUGCUGCUUCCAUGUCCCACAGGUGGGGCUGCCAGGGGCCACCCUGCAGGUGCAGCUUUUCCACUUCAGGCGCUUCUCGGGGCAGGAGACCCUGGGUGAGCUCCACCUGCCACUGGGCACCAUGGAUCUGCAGCACGUUCUGGAGCACUGGUGCCCCCUGGGCCCGCCGGGUGCCACCGAGCCCUAGCAGGUGGGGGAGCUGUGCUGCUUCCUCCGGUAUGUGCCGGGCUCGGGCCGGCUAACCGUGGUGGUGCUGGAGGCCCGAGGCCUGCGUCCAGGACUGGCAGAGCCCUACGUGAAGGUCCAGCUCAUGCUGAACCAGAGGAAGUGGAAGAAGAAAAAGACAGCUGGCAAAAAGGGCACGGGCCCCUACUUCAACGAGGCCUUCACCUUCCGGGUGCCCUUCAGCCAGGUCCAGAAUGUGGACCUGGUGCUGGCUGUCUGGGACGGUGGCCCGAAGCUCCGGGCCGAGCCCGUGGGCAAGGUGCAUCUGGGUACCCAGACCUCGGGGCAGCCCCUGCAGCACUGGGUGGACAUGCUGGCCCACGCCCAGCAGCCCGUGGUCCAGUGGCACCCCCUGCGGCCGGUCAGGGAGGUGGACCGAGCACUGGCUCUGCAGCCCCGCCUGCGCCUGCCCCUGCCCUGCUCAGGAACACACCAUGAGCCUCGGUCUCCCCGCUGAGCCCGGCCACUUGCCC
Cebus imitator (Panamanian white-faced capuchin) is the source of this 1223-nucleotide messenger RNA. It is a transcript of the gene SYT8, whose product is annotated as synaptotagmin 8. Gene Ontology annotation, cellular component: synaptic vesicle membrane; dense core granule; axon. Gene Ontology annotation, molecular function: calcium-dependent phospholipid binding; syntaxin binding; clathrin binding. Gene Ontology annotation, biological process: calcium ion-regulated exocytosis of neurotransmitter; regulation of calcium ion-dependent exocytosis; regulation of dopamine secretion. The record is from RefSeq and is a predicted model, not a curated record. Lineage: Eukaryota; Metazoa; Chordata; Mammalia; Primates; Cebidae.